AAUAAUUUUCAGCUCCCAAAGUCGAGACGGCAUCGCCAUGUCUAAGUAGCUGACAAAAGCUCGCAUCCUUGCUCGUCCUUUAAACCUCAAGGGUAUUGAGAAUGACUUCAGGAAAAGUGCAGACUGUUGUUGGUCUUAUUGAUCCUUCAAAGAUUGGACGUACUCUCCCCCAUGAACACCUGGUCAUGGAUUAUAAACGAUGUGUUGUAAAACCACAGAGAGAGAAAGACUUGGGCACAGUUAAUCUCAAUGAAAUAACUUUGCRUAAUCUGCACUGGAUUCAUCAAAACCCAUGCAGCCAUWCAUAUAGUCUUGGACUUGGUGAUGAGCCCCUUGAUGAGAUUAUUAGUGAAGCAGCAGAAUUUAAGAAAGAGGGAGGUUCAACUAUUGUGGAGAACACCUCUCAUGGAAUGCAAAGGAACAUUGAGUCACUGAAAAAGAUCUCUUUGGCAACUGGACUUAAUGUCAUAUCAGGGACAGGGUUUUACUUGGAUGAAACUGUGACAGAUGAGAUGAAGUCUCUUACAGUAGAGGAAAUGUUCAGUACAAUAGUCAAAGAGGUAACUGUUGGAGUAGAUAAUACUGGAAUUAAGUGUGGCAUAAUAGGGGAAGUUGGUUGCUCUUGGCCUGUUACUCAUUUUGAAAAGAAAUCCCUACAAGCAGCAGGAAUUGCACAAGGAGACACUGGUGCUCCGGUGAUGAUCCAUCCAGGCCGCAAUGAGAAGGCACCAUUUGAACACCUUCGUGUGUUACAAGAAGCAGGUGGACACAUUAGCAAGACGGUCAUUGCUCAUAUUGAUCGCACUAUUUUUGACCACAGCACUCUACUUGAUCUUGCAGCUACAGGCUGUUACAUUGAAUAUGACUUAUUUGGUGUCCAUCCCGUCCAGUAUUGCUUAAAUCCAGCCAUUGAUAUGCCAAGUGAUUGCCAACGUAUCAAUGAAAUCAAGUUUCUUAUUGAGGAAGGAUUUGAAGAACAAAUUUUGAUAUCUCAUGACAUUUAUGCCCGUCAUCAACUCCUCAAGUAUGGUGGUCAUGGAUACUCUCACAUUCAAGUGAAUAUCAUUCCUAAGAUGCUAAAAAGAGGAAUAUCACAAGAGGUUAUUGACAAAAUACAAAUAGMCAAUCCCAGAACAUGGCUGACAUUCAAGUGAAUUUGCUAAAUAUUUGAUAAUUUGAAUUUUACACACUAAUAAAUGCAGCAGAGCCAUAAUUGGCAAGGGCAGGCAGUGCACGCCAUGAACAGCCUGCUUGGACCACUUCUGCCAUUCAAUAUUUCCCCCUCAUUUGUGUAUCCUCUCGGUGACAAUUUUUGUUGAGAUACAUCUUAGAUUAUUUAUAUGGCAUUAAGGCACAUGCAAAAAUUGAUGAGUAAUGAYUUUAAUAAAUAAUUUCCAUUGAAAUGAUAAGCCAUUGUCAGGAAAUGGAUCACAUCUACCCUAAAUUGCAAAAUACAUGAGGGGUURUAUUUAGGGUACAGGUUAUCAUGAAAAAGGGUGUGGCAAUAAUAGUUUCAACCCUAAUAGAAACCAACUAAAAAUGUAUGUUGGCAUAAUUAAACACGAAUAAACAUUGAGCUGACUGACAUUA
Molecule: messenger RNA, 1590 nt
Organism: Exaiptasia diaphana
Lineage: Eukaryota; Metazoa; Cnidaria; Anthozoa; Actiniaria; Aiptasiidae
Product: phosphotriesterase-related protein
Exons: 3
Coding region: 102-1154 (350 amino acids)
Biological process (GO): catabolic process
Molecular function (GO): hydrolase activity, acting on ester bonds; zinc ion binding
Source: RefSeq, a predicted model, not a curated record